AUGCCAGAACACAAUGUAUCGACAAGUUCCAUGACCAAUGUAUUGAUUAUUGAUGAUGAAACUCAAAUUCGUAAGUUUCUCGAUAUUGCACUUAGAGCACAGGGCUAUAAAACGCUACUGGCUGAAAAUGGUCAAAAGGGCUUAGAGCUUUUGGCUUUGCAAGGCGCUGAUUUAAUUAUUUUAGAUUUAGGACUGCCUGAUUUAGAUGGUUUAGAAGUUUUAUCUGAGUUGAGAGCUUGGUCGCAUGUCCCUGUGAUUGUUUUGUCUGUACGUUCCAAUGAAGAGGAAAAGGUCAAAUUACUGGAUGCUGGCGCCAAUGAUUAUGUGACGAAACCUUUUAGUGUUCAGGAGCUUAUGGCGCGGAUCCGCGUAUUUCUUAACCAACAACUGAUUUCACUGACACGUAAGGAAUAUCAAUUGCUGACUUUAUUGGCGCAACAUAAGGGGCAGUUGAUUACUCAACCACAAAUUCUCAGUGAUUUAUGGGGACCAACUCAUCAGGAAGAUACUCACUACCUAAGAAUUCUGGUGGCCAAAUUGCGUGGAAAACUGAAUGAUAAUGCGGUACAACCCAAAUAUAUUGUGACUGAACCGGGUGUGGGCUUACGCUUUGUAGGCUAA
Messenger RNA from Oppiella nova, 621 nucleotides. Lineage: Eukaryota; Metazoa; Arthropoda; Arachnida; Sarcoptiformes; Oppiidae. The record is from the annotation of a GenBank genome assembly.